GUUGUGGAGGUUAUAAAGUUACUAAAACUUCCGUGCAGUAAAUUCCUUCGUUAAGUUUUCUAAUAUCAUAUAUGCUGAUUAAGUAGCCUGUAUUGUGGUGCACAGAUGUCAAAAUUUGCUUAUCAAUAGUCUGUUUAAUGAGUGGGAUACUCAGUUGCCGCAUGAUACGUUCGCGCCAUUUGCCAUGGCUGUGGUCUGCUUGACGCCACUCACAACUUCAGUUAAGGUGUGAAUCGUUGCCAGGGAACUGCAGUAAAUUCUCGCAGACUCGAUUUAUUGUUUGCGAGAAGGAAAGAACAUGGAUAUGGUGGAAACAACCGAAGAAAACGACUUAGAUCUUUUCGGCGAAGGCUUUAGCGGAAGUCGAUCGAGCCCUUUAGAAGAAUCUAGUCCGUCUGAAAACCGGGAUCAAGUAUGCAGUAUUUGCAGUAUGAAGUUCACGAAUCCCCGUGUUCUGUCAUGCCUGCACGUCUUCUGUGAAUUGUGUAUCGAUAAGUUACUUAUUGAUGAGUCUGGAGAUUCUGGAAAACGGGACAGUAUUGUUACAUGUCCGAAGUGCAAGCAGGAAACAAAAAUAGCAGGAUCAAAGGGAGCUUCCUCUCUUCCAUGUGACUAUGUCCUUACAAAUAUAUUGGACAUGUCCGCUAUUGAAAGCACUGCCGUAUUAUGCACGAGCUGUAAAGCAAAAGAAAAAGCUGUAGCUCGUUGCUCAGAUUGUGCCCACUUCCUUUGCCCUAACUGCAACACAGCACAUCAGUUUAUGCGCUGCUUUGAAAAUCAUCAGGUAGUACCAUUUGAGGAUUUACGAAGCUCAAGAGAAGUUGUCCCCAUACACAAACCAAUAUUUUGUGACACUCAUCCAGCUGAAAGUCUGAAGUUCUAUUGUUUUAAGUGUCAGAUGCCUAUAUGUAACAAUUGCAUGGUGAGUGACCACAAAGCACCAGAACAUCAUUAUGAGUGCCUAGCAGAUGCAGAGGAACAGCAGAAGGACGAAUUAAAAAGUCUCAUGGCAGAGAGCAAGUCAAAAAUAGAGUUCUGUGAAAGUGCUUCAAACCAUUUAGAAAGUGCUUUAGGUGAACUGCAGAUACAGCAUGAUAAUGCCAAAGAUCUGAUUCAUGAAACAUUUCAUAGUUAUAAGGCUGUGCUUGAGAAGUGCAGGGACAAAGCUUUAGAAGAUUUGACUAAGAUACAUAAAUCAAAAGAGUUGAAAAUAAUGGAUACAUAUAACAGCAUUGAAAAGACAAUGGAAAAAAUAAAUGAUGCUUGCAAAUUUACUUCUCGGCUCUUGGAGCAUGGAAAUAUUGUAGAAAUUCUGUCGCUAAAGAAGCUUGUUGGAGCUCAGUUGCUUUAUUUAAUCAAUAACACGCCAAAACCAGAUGUAACCACCACAAUUGAGUUCAACACAGAUAUUAAUAAAUUUGAAGAUGCUAUCAAGGCUACUUUUGGAACAUUUACUACAGAGGUUGUAUCCACAUCAAAGGAACUAUCGCCGCCAGCGACCUUGCCAGCACCAGUGCCAUUGACUCUAAAUAAUGUGAUGGCAGCAGCAGGAAUGGGCUUGGUGACUGGUUGCCCAACAACAGUUACCACUACAAGUAGCCCUGUUUCAAUUCAUUCAUCAUUUGAUGGUGAAUUGGCAACUAACUUCACAAUGGCCACAAAUGUUCUCAACCAAGAUGUUGCCCCAGUUGUGCCUCCAAGUACAUUACAUGGAUUUACAAGUAUUCAGGAAUACAAUCUGCAACAGUUAGCAAGCCUUGCAGAGAAAGAGGUUGCAGUCGGUGCCUCUGCAGUAAAUGUAACUAGUACUCAUCCGCCUGCUAGCUCAAAUCCGAGCCCUACUCCAUCAUUCACAUUAGCAGAUCUGUUCUCUGGUGAUUUCAGUUCAACAAACAAUGCAAUCAAUAAUCUUCAAGCGCUUGCAAAAUUGGGGAGUGUCACACUCAACAACCAAGGGCAGAUAGUGGUUACAGGAGACCCUGCAGUAAGCCUGGUGGAUCCACUAACCACAGCAACAGCUGCAGCCGCUGCAGCAACUCACAGCUCUACCCCUACACCACCACCAGCAACUCUCGGAGCUCUGCUUAAUGAUCUGACAAAUGGAUCCCUUAACACAGGUCCUCCAGUUAGUUCUUCUUUGGUUUUGGGACGUGGAGCUUCACCAAGUCUAGAAAUAAACACUACUAUUGCGUCAGUAAAUGGUGGACCUUAUCAGUCACUUUCAGGAUCGCCAUCUCCUAUUUUAUCUCAACCUGAUGAAAUAGUUAAUGACCCAAUUCAUAACAUGCCUUUGCUGGUUGGAACGGGCACAGCUCCUCCACCACCACCACCCCCGAAUAAUUUUCACCAUCCACGUGCAACUCCGGGAAAACUGCCUGCCAUGCACAUCAGACUGAAGUAUGGACAGUUGGGACCUGGAAAGGGGCAGUUCAACUCUCCUCAUGGCUUUUGUUUAGGCACAGAAGAGGAUAUAAUAGUGGCAGACACAAACAAUCACCGUAUACAGGUGUUUGAAAAAACUGGAACAUUCAAAUUUCAGUUUGGUAUACCAGGAAGAGAGGAGGGCCAACUGUGGUAUCCACGUAAAGUGGCUGUAAUGAGAAAUAGUGGAAAAUUUGUGGUUUGUGAUCGAGGCAAUGAAAGGUCUCGAAUGCAAAUUUUUACAAAAAGUGGCCAUUUUGUGAAGAAAAUAGCAAUCAGGUACAUAGAUAUUGUUGCUGGACUGGCAGUUACAUCACAGAGUCAUAUUGUUGCAGUGGAUAGUGUGUCCCCAACUGUCUUUGUUAUAUCAGAAGGUGGUGAACUCAUUCAUUGGUUUGACUGCAGUGAAUAUAUGAGAGAACCAUCAGAUAUUGCAAUCAGUGGUAAAGAGUACUUUGUAUGUGAUUUUAAAGGACAUUGUGUUGUGGUAUUCAAUGAAGAAGGCCAGUUUUUGCGUCGCAUUGGAUAUGAAAACAUUACAAAUUUUCCCAAUGGAAUAGACAUAUCAGAUGCCGGUGAUGUUUUAGUUGGUGAUUCCCAUGGAAAUCGCUUUCAUGUGGCUGUGUUCUCAAGAGAUGGUGUUUUGCUAUCAGAAUUUGAAUGCCCCCAUGUCAAGGUGUCUCGUUGCUGUGGCCUAAAGAUCACGUCAGAGGGUUAUGUGGUCACUCUAGCUAAGAACAAUCACCAUGUGUUGGUUCUCAAUACACUUUAUAUAAUGUAGAAAAUCAUUAGUGAUUGAAAAAUGAAAGGACAAUAGCUGUUGUGAGUAAGCCACAAAUUAGAUUUUAGUUCAUUCGAAUUACAGGGAGUUAUAGAUGAUCUCGCAUUAAAAUGCUAAUGAUUAUCAAUAGCCAGUCAGGUAAAGAACAAUAGAUCUUUAUUGUGAACACUAUUGCCUGUUUAGGCUGUAAAUUGUUUCAGAUGAAUGUGGGGGGGAAUAUAUUUAGUAUAGGCAGAAGUCUAUUUUAAAACUGAUUGAUAAACUGUAUUAUUGUGGAAGUGCAUUUAGCAAAUUAUCCAAAUAGACAAAUACUGGAGUUAAAUAUUUACACUAAUUAUUAUUUUAUAUUUGUUGACUUUU
Messenger RNA from Schistocerca piceifrons (Central American locust), 3562 nucleotides. RefSeq names its product B-box type zinc finger protein ncl-1-like. The record is from RefSeq and is a predicted model, not a curated record. Gene Ontology annotation, biological process: positive regulation of DNA-templated transcription. Gene Ontology annotation, cellular component: nucleoplasm; chromatin. Lineage: Eukaryota; Metazoa; Arthropoda; Insecta; Orthoptera; Acrididae. Gene Ontology annotation, molecular function: zinc ion binding; ubiquitin-protein transferase activity; protein binding.